This is a messenger RNA of Closterium sp. Yama58-4, 1389 nucleotides long. Lineage: Eukaryota; Viridiplantae; Streptophyta; Zygnematophyceae; Desmidiales; Closteriaceae. The record is from the annotation of a GenBank genome assembly.
AUGAUUCAGCCUGGCAUGAUUAAGCCAGGCAUCAUUCAGCAAGGAAUGAUUCAGCCAGGCAUGAUUCAGUCAGGCAUGAUUCAGCCAGGCAUGAUUCAGCCAGGCAUGAUUCAGCCAGGCAUGAUUCAGCCAGGCAUGAUUCAGCCAGGCAUGAUUCAGUCAAGCAUGAUCCAGUCAAGCAUGUUUCAGCCAGGCAUGAUUCAGCCAGGCAUGAUUCAACCAGGCAUGAUUCAGCCAGGCAUGAUUCAGCCAGGCAUGAUUCAGCCAGGCAUGAUUCAGUCAGGCAUGAUUCAGCCAGGCAUGAUUCAGUCAAGCAUGAUUCAGCCAGGCAUGAUCAAGCCAAGCAUGAUUCAGCCAGGCAUGUUUCAGCCAGGCACAAUUCAGCCAGGCAUGAUUCAGCCAGGCAUGAUUCAGCCAGGCAUGAUUCAGCCAGGCAUGAUUCAGCCAGGCAUGAUUCAUCCAGGCAUGAUUCAACCAGGCAUGAGUCAACCAGGCAUGAUUCAGCCUGGAAUGAUUCAGCCUUUCAUGAUUCAACCAGGCACGAUUCAGACUGACAUGAUUCAGCCUGGCAUGAUUCAGCCUGGCAUGAUUCAGCCAGGCAUGAUUCAGCCAGGCAUGAUUCAGCCUGGCAUGAUUCAGCCAGGCAUGAUUCAGCCUGGCAUGAUUCAGCCUGGCAUGAUUCAGCCUGGCAUGAUUCAGCUUGGCAUGAUUCAGCUUGGCAUAAUUCAGCCAGGCAUGAUUCAGCCAGGCUCGAUUCAGCCAGGCAUGAUUCAGCCAUGCAUGAUUCAGCCAGGCAUGAUUCAGCCAGGCAUGAUUCAGCCUGGCAUGAUUCAGCCUGGCAUGAUUCAGCCAGGCAUGAUUCAGCCAGGCAUGAUUCAGCCAGGCAUGAUUCAGCCAGGCAUGAUUCAGCCAGGCAUGAUUCAGCCAGGCAUGAUUCAGCCAGGCAUGAUUCAACCAGGCAUGAUUCAGCUAGGCAUCAAUCAGCCAGGCAUGAUUCAGCCAGGCAUGAUUCAGCCUGGCAUGAUUCAGCCUGGCAUGAUUCAGCCAGGCAUGAUUCAGCCUGGCAUGAUUCAGCCUGCCACGACUCAGCCUGGCAUGAUUCAGCCAGGCAUGAUUCAGCCAGGCAUGAUUCAGCCAGGCAUGAUUCAGCCAGGCAUGAUUCAGCCAGGCAUGAUUCAGCCAGGCAUGAUUCAGCCUGGCAUGAUUCAGCCAGGCAUAAUCUACCCAGGCAUGAUCCAGCCUGGCAUGAUUCAGCCUGGCAUGAUUAAGCCAGGCAUCAUUCAGCAAGGAAUGAUUCAGCCUGGCAUGAUUCAGCCUGGCAUGAUUCAGUCAAGCAUGAUUCGGCCAGGCAUGAUUCAGCAAGGCAUGAUUCAGCCAGGCAUCAUUUAG